This is a messenger RNA of Gymnodraco acuticeps, 3876 nucleotides long. It is a transcript of the gene actn3b, whose product is annotated as actinin alpha 3b. Gene Ontology annotation, molecular function: actin filament binding; calcium ion binding. Gene Ontology annotation, biological process: muscle cell development; actin cytoskeleton organization. The transcript is spliced from 21 exons. The record is from RefSeq and is a predicted model, not a curated record. Gene Ontology annotation, cellular component: plasma membrane; cell junction; cell projection. Lineage: Eukaryota; Metazoa; Chordata; Actinopteri; Perciformes; Bathydraconidae. The coding region runs from base 234 to 2930 and encodes 898 amino acids.
UCCCAUACUUAUUGGGGUGCGGUCACGUGUGCCACUUUUGACCAGAAAGGAGCACCAAGCCAGCAGUGUUUUCUGGUAGUGGGAGCACCACCUCCGCACCGGUACCUCUGUCUCACCCCCCGAAAGCGAGACCCCUCGUCUCAAGGUGGCUAUUGCCCUCACGGCGUCGACUACUGCUGAUUAAUUUUUUUUCUCAUAAAGUGAGGGGGACGUGAAGUCCUGACAAAGGCGGCAUGAUGACAGCUGUCGAAUCCCAUAUGACAUACAGCAACUCCUACACGAUCAACAAUGAAACCGUGUACAUGACCCAAGAGGAUGACUGGGACAGGGACCUGCUGCUGGACCCCGCCUGGGAGAAGCAGCAGAGAAAGACCUUCACAGCUUGGUGUAACUCCCACUUGAGGAAAGCCGGGACAGCGAUCGAGAACAUUGAAGAGGAUUUUAAAAAUGGCCUCAAACUCAUGCUGCUGCUGGAGGUCAUAUCAGGUGAGAGGCUGCCCAAACCCGACAAAGGCAAGAUGCGUUUCCACAAGAUCGCCAACGUGAACAAAGCUCUGGACUUCAUCUGCAGCAAGGGCGUGAAGCUGGUGUCCAUCGGUGCUGAGGAAAUUACUGACGGCAAUGGAAAGAUGACUCUUGGUAUGAUCUGGACCAUCAUCCUGCGUUUUGCCAUCCAGGACAUCUCUGUGGAAGAGACCUCUGCUAAGGAGGGUCUGCUGCUGUGGUGCCAGAGGAAGACCGCCCCCUACAGGAACGUCAACGUGCAGAACUUCCACAUCAGUUGGAAGGACGGCCUGGCUCUGUGCGCCCUCAUCCACAGACAUAGACCUGACCUCAUUGACUACUCCAAACUGAGAAAGGACGACCCCAUCGGUAACCUGAACACCGCCUUCGAGGUGGCUGAGAAGUUCCUGGACAUCCCCAAGAUGCUGGACGCUGAAGAUAUCGUGAACACACCCAAACCCGACGAGAAGGCCAUCAUGACCUACGUGUCCUGCUUCUACCACGCCUUCGCCGGCGCUGAGCAGGCUGAGACAGCUGCCAACCGUAUCUGCAAGGUUCUGGCCGUCAACCAGGAGAAUGAGAAGCUGAUGGAGGAGUAUGAGAAGCUGGCCAGUGAGCUGCUGGAGUGGAUCCGCCGCACCAUCCCCUGGCUGGAGAACCGCACGGCGGAGCAGACGAUGCGCGCCAUGCAGCAGAAGCUGGAGGAUUUCCGUGACUACCGUCGCAUCCACAAGCCGCCCCGCGUGCAGGAGAAGUGCCAGCUGGAGAUCAACUUCAACACCCUGCAGACCAAGCUGAGGCUGAGCAACAGGCCCGCCUUCAUGCCCUCCGAGGGCAAGAUGGUGUCGGAUAUUGCCAACGCCUGGAAGGGGCUGGAGGGGGUGGAGAAGGGCUACGAGGAGUGGCUGCUGACGGAGAUCCGCCGCCUGGAGAGACUCGACCACCUGGCUGAGAAGUUCAAGCAGAAGUGCUCCAUGCACGAGUCCUGGACCGGAGGUAAGGAGGAGCUGCUCUCCCAGAAGGACUACGAGUCGGCCUCCCUGAUGGAGAUCAGAGCUCUGAUGAGGAAGCACGAGGCGUUCGAGAGCGACCUCGCCGCCCACCAGGACCGCGUGGAGCAGAUCGCUGCCAUCGCCCAGGAGCUCAACGAGCUGGAUUACCACGAUGCCGCCUCAGUGAACGCUCGCUGCCAGGGCAUCUGUGACCAGUGGGACAACCUGGGCACCCUGACCCAGAAGAGAAGGGACGCACUGGAGCGUGUGGAGAAGCUGUGGGAGACCAUCGACCAGCUGUACCUGGAGUUCGCCAAGAGGGCGGCGCCUUUCAACAACUGGAUGGACGGAGCCAUGGAGGACCUGCAGGACAUGUUCAUCGUCCACAGCAUCGAGGAGAUCCAGAGUCUGAUCACCGCUCACGACCAGUUCAAAGCCACUCUGCCCGAGGCCGACAAGGAGCGCAUGGCCACCAUGGGGAUCCACAACGAGAUCCUGAAGAUCGCCCAGACCUACAGCAUCAAGCUGUCCGGAAUCAACCCCUACACCAACCUCUCCCCCCAGGACAUCAGCUCCAAGUGGGACGCGGUGAAGCACCUGGUUCCCCUCAGAGACCAAAUGCUCCAGGAGGAGGUGGCCAGGCAGCAGGCCAACGAGAGGCUGAGGCGCCAGUUCGCCGCCCAGGCCAACAUCAUCGGGCCCUGGAUCCAAACCAAGAUGGAGGAGAUCAGCCACGUGUCUGUGGACAUCGCGGGCUCCUUGGAGGAACAGAUGAACAGCCUGAAGCAGUACGAGGGGAACAUCAUCAACUACAAAUCCAACAUCGACAAGCUGGAGGGAGACCACCAGCUGAGCCAGGAGUCCCUCAUCUUCGACAACAAGCACACCAACUACACCAUGGAGCAUGUGCGUGUGGGCUGGGAACAGCUGCUCACCACCAUCGCCAGAACCAUCAACGAGGUGGAGAACCAGAUCCUGACCCGCGACGCCAAGGGCAUCAGCCAGGAGCAGCUCAACGAGUUCAGGGCCUCCUUCAACCACUUCGACAGGAAGAGAAACGGCAUGAUGGAUCCAGACGACUUCCGUGCCUGCCUCAUCUCCAUGGGUUACGAUCUGGGUGAGGUGGAGUUUGCUCGCAUCAUGACUCUGGUGGACCCCAACAACACGGGCGUGGUGACCUUCCAGGCCUUCAUCGACUUCAUGACCCGCGAGACCGCUGAGACCGACACCGCAGAACAGGUCAUGGCCUCCUUCAAGAUCCUGGCCUCAGACAAGAACUACAUCACGGUGGACGAGCUGCGCAGGGAGCUGCCCCCAGAUCAGGCCGAGUACUGCAUCAGCCGCAUGACCAGGUACAUCGGGGGGGACGGCGCCACCGGAGCCCUGGACUACAUCUCCUUCUCCAGCGCCCUCUACGGGGAGAGCGACUUAUAAAACACCCCCGCCUCCUCCUCACCCCUUCUUCCCAGCUAUCUCUCCUGUGUGGAGAGAGCCAUUUAAACCCCCUACCACCGUCCCUCCUCUUUCAAAUCUUAACUUUCUUCCCCUUCCCCCCCGUCCCUCCCUCCACACCCAAAAACACUGCCCCGAGAGGGGGAGAGUGGAAGGCUUUGCUCAGAUCUUAGAAGCUGUUUGGACUGGCCAGCUCCACCCGGUCAGAGUGCGGGAAUUGCACUGAUUAUGUAAGAAGCGUACAUAUGACCAUACCUGCCUUUAGGAGACGUGACAGACGGUAUGAGGAGGGAGUCGGUCAGGAUUAAAGAGCUGUUACUUUGAGCAAAGCCUCCUGCUCUCCCCGCUCUCUCUCAGAUGACAUCUUUUUUUGUAGAAGGUUAAUUAAAGAAGAAAUCGUGAUUCAAAAAACAAGCUGGUUGGUUGUGUAUUGUGCAUGCAAUGUUGACGUUUAGAAACGCUGUCUGUGUGAAACUCACCUUCAUCACAAACGGUUUCCUCAGGAGCCUGAAACAGAGGUUACAAAGUCAGUCUCAUACAAACUGCUGACCUGAGGAGUUAACGCUCAGGUCAGCAGGGAGGGGAUGGGCCCAGGAUUCAGAGAGCAAAGCACUGUGGGUAAUAUAGACAGGGAAGGGGACUGACUUAAGAAUGAAGACAGAUUGAUCCCACAAACCUCUCAAAAUGUAGUGGGGGGGGGGGGGGGGCACGGAGAGGUGUGGGGAAGUGAAGGACAUGAGAAGGAGAAUCUAAAGUGUAUGUGGAGCCAAUAGGGUUUGUUUCCAUUGAGAGGCUGCUCUGUAUGUAUGAUGGAGAUCAUUUCACCUGUGCUCCAUUCUCCUCCCUAACCCAUCCAUAGAAACUCACCUACACACUUUAAAUUAAAACUACUCAACUUGGAAUAAAAAAGAACAAUUAUAUUACUAAA